Molecule: messenger RNA, 180 nt
Organism: Metarhizium robertsii ARSEF 23
Lineage: Eukaryota; Fungi; Ascomycota; Sordariomycetes; Hypocreales; Clavicipitaceae
Product: C2H2 transcription factor
Exons: 3
Coding region: 1-180 (59 amino acids)
Source: RefSeq, a predicted model, not a curated record
AUGGGCCUUCACAUCGGCAUGCCCGUCACUGCGACAAAUGACACUAGUACACACCUUAUUACCAACUACAAUGGAAUAGGAAAACGGAACCAGGACAGAGAUUACCAGAUCCUCCAAACAGGUGAAGACGAACUGGUUCCUCUUUGGAAAGCGCUUCGAGCAACCACCGCAGCGCCAUAG